Molecule: messenger RNA, 1938 nt
Organism: Melampsora larici-populina 98AG31
Lineage: Eukaryota; Fungi; Basidiomycota; Pucciniomycetes; Pucciniales; Melampsoraceae
Exons: 7
Coding region: 1-1938 (645 amino acids)
Biological process (GO): SNARE complex assembly
Cellular component (GO): lytic vacuole; endosome
Molecular function (GO): SNARE binding
Source: RefSeq, a predicted model, not a curated record
AUGCCAAAGUGGAUUGAUGAAGAUUUCAUUAAAUUAACUAAAAUCCAAACUAUUCACAUUCAAAACUUAUCAAACUUAUCAAUCUCAACUAAAUCAGAAAUCAAACCAACUUCAACUACUUCAACAUCAACAAGAACAACUUCAUCUUCAUCUCAUUCAUCUCAUUCAUCUCAUUCAUCUCAUUCAUCAGAUUUCAACUCAGAACCAUAUUCGAAUCAUUCAAAAUUAGACUUUCUAAGACCAAACUCAAAGAUUCUAACUUCACCUUCACCUCAACCAUCAUCAUCAUCAACAUCAAAUUCAAUCAAACCAUCCACUUAUGCGUUAACUGAUCGAAACCAAUCACUCAUUCAAAAAACUAGAAAUAAAUUCAUCAAAUCACAUUUACUGGAUUCGUAUUUAACCAUCUCAAUUCCAACUUAUGAAUCUAAACCAUUUCUGAUCACUGAGAUUCAAUUCAGUACCAACAAUCCAAGAUUCUCAAUCGAUCUAAGUCAUCUUCAACAUCUUCAACCUUCCAUUCAACCUUUGAUUAAUCAUUAUUCAUUCAUUGAUCGAAAUCGAAUCUUGAUUCUCACUCUCUUUACUCGUCCUACUUAUCCUAGAUCAUCCAAAAAGAUCAUUCAACAAAAACAUAUCAAUCAUCCGGAUUCUAGUUUAUCUGAAUCUGAUCAUCGUCCGAUCUCAUCAAAUCAUCAAUUUACGCCUACACUCACUUGGGAAAUUGAUUUUGAUUAUCCUAAUACUUUAAGAAAAGUCAAUGAUCAGGAUAGGAUCUCGAAUCAAAAGCGGAAUCAACUAUACCUCAAAACUCACGAUAAAGUCUAUGUUUACAGAAUCUCGGAUCAGUCAGAUUCAACUCAUCAUACCACAGGUGAUGAACUGGAUGGAUACGCGUCUGAUGAUGAAGCAAAUCCAAAAGAAUCUUCAACCGAUCAGUGCAGUGCUGAACUUUUCAUCCAUCCUUCAACUUCUGAGGAUGCCAAUCAACCAACUCAAAUUACAGUACAUUCAUCAGUCCAGCCCACUCCCAAUCAACUCGAUCAAUCAUCUGAUGGCAAAAAACCAUCUUGUUCAGAUUAUGAUCGUAACCUUACAAAAACUUUUGCGGUCGAAGAUCUGAUCAAUCGAAAACUGGAUCAAAUGCAACAUCGACUUGAUGAGCUUGAUCGAGAAGAAAUGCAAAACCAAAGCCGAUUACAACUCUUAAAGACUUCAAUAUUAGAUCGUAGAGAGAUGAUCCGACAAAGAAGAGAAACAAACCGACUUGCACGAAACAAAUUAUCUGAUUUAAUCUCAACGAAUUUAACCUCGAUGAAAUCGAAACUAGAAACCGAAUUAAUUCCAAACCAUCAACUCAUCACGAAAUCAUUAACACGAAUCCGAUCUAAACUAAUUCAAAACUUGACAUUAAUCUAUCCCAUUGAAUUAACUCCUGAACGAUUAACGUUUUCAAUAUUGAAUAUCAGAUUAGAACCUAACAUGAAUUUAAUCAAUCAAUCGAAUCUUUUGAAAUUCUUUAAUUCAGAAAGAGAAGAAGAAGAAGAACGAAAGGUUUCAUCUGGGUUAGGAUUGGUGGUAGGAUUGGUGAAGUUGUUGUCGUUUUAUUUGAGUAUUCCAUUACUUUAUCCACUUACUUGGAUGGGAUCUAGGUGUUUGAUCACUGAUAGGAUUUCAUUGAUUAGAGGGACAAGAUCGUUUCCUUUGUACUAUAAAGGUGUUGAUCGGUAUAGAUUUGAAUAUGGAGUGUUUCUUUUAAAUAAGGAUAUUGAACAGAUGAUGUAUCAUCGUCAAUUGACCGUGAUCGAUAUUAGGGAUACAUUAGCGAAUUUGAAAAACUUGAUGUUAACACUUGAAAUCUUAGGUAGAAAAGAAGAUGAAGAUGAAGAAGAUCAAGUCAUAGAAGAAGAACAAAGGGUUUCUGGAGAGAUGACUUAG